Sphaeroforma arctica JP610 is the source of this 351-nucleotide messenger RNA. RefSeq lists its product as hypothetical. Bases 1 to 351 code for a protein of 116 amino acids. NCBI's taxonomy places the organism in Eukaryota, Ichthyosporea, Ichthyophonida. The transcript has a single exon. The record is from RefSeq and is a predicted model, not a curated record.
AUGUCUGGGAGGUCCACGCUUAAAGUGUUAGUUGAUGAAGUGGAGGACCAAGGUAAAAAUCCCACUGAGCCAGUUGCAUCGGCGGUCGAUUACAUGUCUACCAUGCAAAAGCGGUUGGCGGCGUAUCAGGCGGACGCGCCAGAUAUUGAUAUUGACGCCCCAGGGCCACCCCGUCUAUCAGGGGUGCCAACUGGGGCGAUGGCGCUUGUAGUUAGCGAAACGAUGGAUGAGGCAGUAGACACCAAUGCACACAAGAAUUGUGGGCCAAAGACUGCUGCUGAGAAGCGUAAAGAGGCUCGGCGAGCUGCCAGGGCAGCUAAGAAGUUAGAUGUGUCGAGACAGGGGGAGUAG